Molecule: messenger RNA, 414 nt
Organism: Cylicocyclus nassatus
Lineage: Eukaryota; Metazoa; Nematoda; Chromadorea; Rhabditida; Strongylidae
Source: the annotation of a GenBank genome assembly
AUGUCACUCCACUCUUGGGUUGGGCUCUUCGUCAUUCUCGGUCUCGGCGGACAGUAUGCCUUCGCCUUCUCCUGCUUCGUCUAUCCAGUUCUUCCGCUCACAAUUCGCCAGCUUUACAUGCCAUUCCACCAGUCAGGUGGCCUGUGGUUUUUUGGACUUCUAGCUGUCAAUGUAGGAAUGGGAAUUGCUCAAAGAGCCGCUUGGAACCACACUUGCUGGACGAAAGGACAUGAACUCUGUGGACCACAGUUUGUCUCAAAUCUUCUUGGCGUCUGUGUAUUUUUAUAUACACUAAUCGUCAUGAUUCUGGUAGCAAAUCCCAGAUGGAAACGCAGUCCAUUGCCAGAGGAAGUGAGUCCAGCCAAGAAUACCGAGAAAACCGCUAAAAGCGCGAAAAAGGUUCGAAAUGAGUGA